CCUACAAAUAUCCCCGCGGGAGACUUUUCGAAGGAAAUUAUCAGAACCCAAAAGAGAUCGGAAUGUCGACGUUCGCAUCGUUCUUUCCGGCGGGGUCCUCCGGCUCGCUGAAGAACCUCAGGCAGAUAUCACCGGUCGUUCAGAAUCAUCUCAAGCAGGUUUAUCUUUCACUAUGCUGCGCGUUGAUGGCCUCGGCAGUGGGGGUUUAUCUCCACCUUCUGUGGAACAUCGGAGGCAUCUUGACGUUCUUUGGUUGUACGGGAAGCAUCAUCUGGCUCCUUUCGACUCCUCCCUAUCCUUCUCUAGAGAGGAAAAGGUUUGGCCUUUUGAUGGUUGCUGCUAUGUGUCAAGGUGCCACACUGGGUCCCCUUAUUGAUGUGGUCAUCCAAAUUGAUCCUAGCAUUCUAGUGAGCGCAUUUGUGGGAACGUCUAUCGCUUUUGCUUGUUUUUCGGGAGCAGCAAUUGUUGCCAGACGGAGGGAAUACCUCUACCUUGGAGGUCUACUGUCAUCUGGCGUCUCAAUUCUUCUCUGGUUGCAGUUUGCUUCAUCAAUUUUUGGCGGUUCUACAGCCACUUUCAAGUUUGAGCUCUAUUUUGGGCUGCUUGUCUUUCUUGGAUACAUGGUGGUGGAUACACAAAAGAUCAUUGAGAGGGCCUAUCGAGGGGACAUGGACUACAUGAAGCACUCAUUGGAUCUUUUCACGGAUUUCGUUGCUGUUUUUGUCCGCAUGGUCAUUAUCAUGACAAAGAAUGCGUCGGAAAGAUCUGAGAAGGAAAAGAAGAAGAGAAGAUCUUAAAAGCGUUCUUGGUCUCUGCAUGGAAGCGACAAUGCGGUCAUCACAGAGCAUUUGUAGAUGUGUAUGAAUGUUUUUUUUUUCCUCUCUUCUUUUGGCUUUUGACUAGACCUUUGUUUGGAACAAAGUUGGUGGUGCAGUAGUUGUUUCGGAGCACAAGGAUGUAUAUCAUGGACAAGGCUUUUAACACUUUGAAAUUUGAACCUUCGCUGCUUGAGACUGGCUGGGAAAUUUGAAUGUUCACUGCUUGA
Molecule: messenger RNA, 1045 nt
Organism: Nymphaea colorata (pocket water lily)
Lineage: Eukaryota; Viridiplantae; Streptophyta; Magnoliopsida; Nymphaeales; Nymphaeaceae
Product: bax inhibitor 1-like
Exons: 6
Coding region: 63-797 (244 amino acids)
Cellular component (GO): membrane
Source: RefSeq, a predicted model, not a curated record